AUGAAAAUACAGCUGGAAAGCGUGGAAGAGUUUGAAAACAUUUUCAAGGAAAUACUCAGCACAGAAGAGAACGCGAAGAACACACAAGAUGAGCUUGAUGUGCUGAUGCAUAUAAAGAAUCUGUUCUUGAAGAAUGUAGAAAUAGGAGGAGAAGAGCUGAACAUCGGGCAAGUCACACAGGAGAAAGUGGAGAGGAAAAAAGAGCAUGCCAAGAUAGUGGCAAUGGUUGAGGAGGCAGAGAGAAACAAAAUGGACUCACUAAAAACACUUUGUAAACUAAGAAGAGAGCUUCCUCUCGCCCUAAAGGAAGAGAUAGAAAGCGAAUACCAAACACUAAAAAAACAACUUCAGCAAGCAUCCUCAGUCCUUCCCUUUUCUCCCCCCAGCCCAGCACCAGAUGAAGAUAUAUCCAGAAUAAAACAUACAGUUGAAGAGCUGUCAGAAAGAUGGCCUGUUGUAAUAUCUCAAAUAAAAGAGCAGAUGGCCUGUGUAGAGAAAGAGGUAAAAGAAAGAAUAGACCAAAAGGGGCGAGAUAUUGAGACAGAGGCACUUUCUUUGCUCUUCAAAGACGAGCUAGAGCUGCCUGACAAUUAA
This is a messenger RNA of Nematocida minor, 594 nucleotides long. RefSeq lists its product as uncharacterized. NCBI's taxonomy places the organism in Eukaryota, Fungi, Microsporidia. The transcript has a single exon. The coding region runs from base 1 to 594 and encodes 197 amino acids. The record is from RefSeq and is a predicted model, not a curated record.